Molecule: messenger RNA, 484 nt
Organism: Staurois parvus
Lineage: Eukaryota; Metazoa; Chordata; Amphibia; Anura; Ranidae
Source: the annotation of a GenBank genome assembly
AUCAGUGCCCUGAUGAUCGGUGCCCAGCAAUGCCACCCGCAAGUUCCGCCCACCUGUGCCCAGCAGUGCGCCCACUAGCUCCGCCCACCUGUGCCCAGCAGAUCACCCACCUGUGCCCAGCAGUGCACCCACCUGUGCCACUCUGCAGUGUCACACACCUGUGCCCAGAAGUGCCACCUACCUGUGCCCAGCAGUGCCACCCACCUGUGCCCACCCACCUGUGCCCACCAGUGCCACCCACCUGUGCCCACCCACCAGUGCUGCCCACCAGUGCCACCCACCAGUGCAGCCCAGCAGUGCUGCCAGUCAGUGCCACCAGUCAGUGCUCAGGGGUUGUGCCAGUCAGUGCCGCCAGCCAGUGCCCAGCAGUGAUGCCAGUCAGUGCCGUCUAUCAGUACCCAUCAUCAGUGUCACCUAUCAGUGCCGCCUAUCAGUGCUGCCUAUCCGUGCCACCUCAUUAGUACUGCCUAUCAGUGCCCUUUAG